Messenger RNA from Coccomyxa subellipsoidea C-169, 774 nucleotides. RefSeq lists its product as hypothetical. The coding region runs from base 59 to 454 and encodes 131 amino acids. The record is from RefSeq and is a predicted model, not a curated record. NCBI's taxonomy places the organism in Eukaryota, Viridiplantae, Chlorophyta, Trebouxiophyceae, Coccomyxaceae. The transcript has 3 exons.
GCGCCGCCCGGAAGAAGGGGGUUCAAAGGACGGUGGCUUCCCUGCAAACGUGUUCAGCAUGACCCUGAGUGAGCGAAUGAAGCUGUCCAAGGGGAUGAGGAGGAUCCCGCCUGCUGCCUACACAAUGUCAGCUGCGGACCGCAGAGGCUUUGCCAGGCUCCUGGGCAAGGCCAUCAGACGGCCAUCCUCCACCUCAGACAUACCAGUGCCUGAGGUGGACGAGAAGCCGGCAAACUCGCAGUUCCCUCCCUCCUACAAUGACCCCAGUGUCCCGCCGGCAUUCGCACGCGCAUCCAAGUCUGGGGCUGUUGCGCAUCCCAUCGAGCCGCCUGUCAGCUCUGAGCACCCACCAACCAUGACACCUCCAACAGCUAGCACUGAUGUCCUAGAAGAUGGCAAACUGUAUGGCACCAUUAGUGUUCAGGAGCCAAGCAGGGCUGAGUCGAAGAGCUAGCAGAGCAUGGACUCCUCUGAUCAGGUGUCAUGGCAGGGUUGUGCAGACAUCUGUAGAAUUGAAAUGCAAAAUAUAGCUUAACUGGCUACAUGACUCUUGAUUCAAAUCAUUACAGCCGUACAGGGUCUGCUCUGCCAAUGGUAGACACUCUCAUUUUGUACCACACGCCGAGCUGUGCGCACAGCUCGGGCAUGCCCGGGCACACACGUCCCUCUAUUCAUGUGAAAGUGUCACAUGUAUAAAGGGAUACUGGCGGGCACCUGAAGUGUUGUGAUUUAAGAUGCAUGCUGUCUUGCUGUAAUUUUUGUCUCUCACAUGGU